This is a messenger RNA of Ustilago hordei, 1068 nucleotides long. RefSeq lists its product as uncharacterized. The transcript has 3 exons. The coding region runs from base 1 to 1068 and encodes 355 amino acids. Gene Ontology annotation, molecular function: oxidoreductase activity, acting on NAD(P)H. NCBI's taxonomy places the organism in Eukaryota, Fungi, Basidiomycota, Ustilaginomycetes, Ustilaginales, Ustilaginaceae. The record is from RefSeq and is a predicted model, not a curated record.
AUGGUCAACAAAUCUGUUCGAGUCACCAAGGCGAAAGGUGCUUUCGUCGAGACACAGCCCAAGGCUUUCUCGGCCUCAGACCUGGAAGCCAACGAGGUCUUGAUCAAGAACGUAGCAGUAGCUUCGAACCCUAAGGAUUGGAAGCUCGCUUCGUAUGGAAUGUACGAAGGAAUCAAAGGCAACGAUGUGGCUGGGCAUAUUGAAGCAGUUGGAUCCGAUGUCAAGGAUCUCAAGAAAGGCGAUCGGGUGGUUGCCUUCACCCGCAUGGCUUCGGGCGACAAGUACGGUGCAUACCAGCCCUACACUGUGGCACCUGCUUGGACCACGGCCAAGCUCGCUGACAAUGUCAGUCUCGAGGACGGUUCCACCCUUCCUCUGGCUAUCACUACUGCUUUUGUCGGGCUUUUCGACAAGCUGGGCAUUCCUGAACCCACCAGUGAUGGCAAGCCCGCUAUCGGCGCUGAUAAGGUCACCCUUCUGGUGUGGGGAGCUAGCUCGUCUGUCGGUGCAUACGUGAUCCAGCUUGCCAAGAUCGCCGGCUACAAUAUCAUUGCUGUAGCCGGUGCUGCCAAGGACUCGGUGCGAGAAUUUGGCGUCGACUCGAGCAAGAUUGUCGACUACCGAGAUGACCGAGCCACCGUCAUUGCGAAUCUGAACAAGGCUGCCGGUGGUUCGGUUUUCACUCAUGUCUACGACUGCAUCACUUCGCAGGACACCGUCGAGACCAUUGUAGAGCUGCUCUCGACUGCUCCGAACAAGGGAGGCAAAGUGACAACAGUGCUUUCCAGCGCUUACGACGACAAGGACACCAACGUGAAGCUGCAAAAGGAGAAGGGCGUCAGCUUUGACAGGACCAUGUGCGGUAGUGUUCACAACGACAAGGUCGAUUUCGGCACACGCUGGUUCAAGACGGUCACCGAGUGGACGGUCGAGGGCAAGAUCAAGCCAAACAAGGUACAACUCCUUGAUGGCGGUCUCGAUGGCGUUCCGGCUGGACUCAAGUUGCUGCAAGAGAACAAGGUCAGCAACCGCAAGCUAGUUGCCCGAAUUGCCGAUACAAAGGCUUAG